AUGUGGCGCGUACUAGUCAUCACGGUCGUCCUGGUCGCCACGUCGGUGGGCGACAAGGUAGCGGUCCUGCCCCACGACGUAUAUCCGGGCUACGAAGUCACCCAAUUCGACACGAAACGCCCGUCGAAUUUCCAUCUGAUGGAGAACGGUUACUCGAAGUUCUUCACCGUACUUGGGAACGGUCUGGUGAUGACCACAUCCGAUUUAUCCCCGUUGGUCGACCGUCCUGUGAAUCUAAUCGUUCUCGAGGAUCUGGCGAACGGGACCGAGACACAUUUCCUUCAUCUCUACGUGAUUAAUCGCAGGAACAUGAUCACCUUCUCCCACGAUCAUCUCGGUGUGGGUGAGGUUUCCGAAAACUCUGCGGCAGGCACGUUGAUCGACGGUUUUCCGGUUCUGCGGGCACGAGGAAGCUUCCCAGUCCAUUAUGCGAUCCUCCCGGACGAAACCGGGGAUAGAGCGUUUAUUCUCAGGGAGGAGGAUUCGAAUAAAACUGGCUUCAAUCUGACACUGAACAGCCAAAAGGAAGGCGUCCGAGUGGUGACCGCGAAGCCCCUUGAUCGGGAAACUAAGAAGCUCUACGCGGUCACGAUACACGCUUCCGAUGGGAACUUCCUUAGCACCUCGCGAAUCAACGGGGUGGUCCACGUUCUCGAUGUGAACGACAACAGUCCUGUAUUCGAGAAGGAACUGUACAUGUUCGAGAUCAGACCAACUAAUUUGGACGCGAUUCACAAGAAUUCUGUAGCCCUACCGGGCUGGAAACGUUUCGCCACGGUCGGCAAGGUUGUAGCAAAAGAUGCUGAUGGGGACAAGGUCGCGUACAAAUUGCUCACGUCCAGCAGCCUGCUGGUAGUCGUCCCACAAACCGGUGAACUUAUGCUAGCUGGAGAGCCGGAAAUUACGAUCGACGAGGACAGCGAGUGCGUGGUAAUCGUGGAGGCUCACGAUGUCAGGACACCGAGCCGAUCGACCGAGAAACCAGCCAAGGUUGUCGUUCGAUUCGUCACGUCCGAACCGAUGGAGAUGCAGGUACAUCGGAUCGAGAAACGAAGGGUGACCAGAGCCGUCAGGCCGACGAAGAAGGUGGACUUCACAGAGGCGGACGGCGAUGUUCAGGGGAAAAUCGCGUUUUAUCUGGAGAAAGAGAACGAGAAGGAGACGUAUAAGAUUCGGGACGAUAACAAGUGGGUCACCGUAGGACCUAAUGGAUCUGUCAUUGUCAAGCAGAAGUGGGAUUACGAGGAAUUAGGGUCGGAAAAGACUAUUGACUUUUGGGUGACCAUCACGAAUACAGGAUUCCAAUACACGGACAAUCAGCGUGUCAUUAUCAACAUGAAGGACGUUAACGAUGAGCCGCCGUACUUCGUAAAUCGGCCCUUGCCAAUGCAAACGGUGGUACAGCUGAACGCGCCGCCGAAUACACACGUGUUCACCCUACAAGCACGGGAUCCUGACACCGACAGCAAUAUUCACUACUUUAUGGUUCGAGAUCGGACUGGAGGCCGUUUCGAGGUAGACGAGCGAUCCGGCGUUGUACGGACCCGGGGGACCGAUUUGUUUCAGUUGGACAUGGAAUACGUUCUGUACGUGAAAGCGGAGGAUCAGAACGGGCGUAUAGACGAGAAGCGGUUUCAGUCGACUGCUGAGGAGCGGUUAUCGAUCGUAGGUGGAAAACGGGCGCCGCAAUUCUAUAUGAAGGCGUACGAAGCCGAGAUACCGGAAAACCAGAAGAAAGACUCCGACAUCAUAUCAUUGAAAGCAAAAUCAUUCGCUGAUCGCGAAAUACGGUACACACUAAAGGCCCAGGGUAAAGGCGCGGCAGGAACAUUCAAUAUUGGCCCGACAUCCGGCAUCGUGAAGCUUGCUAAAGAAUUAGACUUCGAGGAUUUACGUCAACCCCACAUUUAUUCUCUAAUAGUGACAGCCACCGAAGACUCUGGAGGUUUCUCCACGUCUGUCGAGCUGACCAUCCGUGUCUCGGACGUGAACGACAACGCGCCGAAAUUCGAGUUGCCUGACUAUCAGGCGCACAACGUCGACGAGGAUAUAUCGCUGGGAACGAGUAUACUAAAAGUGAAAGCAACUGACGCGGAUUCCGGCACGAACGCGGAAAUAGAGUAUCUGGUGUCGGACGACCACUUCAGUGUCGACUCGAACGGGCUGAUUGUUAACAAUAAACAGCUGGACGCGGACAACAACAAUGCUUAUUAUGAAUUUGUUGUCACAGCCAAAGACAAAGGCGAGCCACCGAAAACAGGCACGGCAACGGUGCGGAUUUACACGAAGAACAAGAACGACGAGGAGCCGAAGUUCUCCCAGCAGGUGUACACGCCGAACGUGGACGAAAACGCCGGGCCGAACACUCUCGUGACGACUGUGGUCGCGUCAGACAAGGACGGCGACAACGUCCGAUUUCGAUUCGUCGGCGGCAACACCACGUCCGGUCAGUUCGUGAUCGAGGAGAUCACCGGUGUGAUCCGUCUUCACGGGAAGAACAUCUCGUUGGCCAGGGACAAAUACGAGCUGAACGUUACCGCCCUCGAUGACGGCGCCUGCUGCCCGAACGGCGAGACGACCACGCACACCAGCACCGCUGUCGUUGUGGUCUUCAUCACGGACGUUAACGAUAACAAGCCGGUUUUCAAAGAUUGUAGCUCGUACAACCCGAAAGUCGAGGAGGGCGCGCCAAAUGGCAGUACUGUUAUCAAGGUCCAGGCGACCGACGAGGACAAGGGCGUGAAUGGCCAGGUGAAAUAUUCGAUCGUCCAGCAACCGAAUCAAAAGGGGACGAAGUUCACCGUGGACGAGGAGACUGGUCAAGUUCAGACGAAUAAGGUAUUUGAUCGGGAAGGGGACGAUGGAAAAUUUGUGUCUGUCACUGUCAAAGCAACCGAUCAGGGCGAACCUUCCUUGGAAGGUGUAUGCUCCUUCACUGUUGAAAUCACUGAUGUCAAUGACAACCCGCCAUUGUUCGACCGUCAGCGAUACAUUGAAAACGUGAAACAGGACGCGAGUAUUGGCACGAACAUUCUAAGAGUGUCGGCAUCGGACGAAGAUGCCGACAAUAAUGGCGCCAUAACGUACUCGUUGAGCUCGGUUAACAAUGACCAGGGCUUGGAGUACUUUGAGAUUCAACCAGAGUCUGGUUGGAUCGUGUUAAAGAAGCCCCUAGACCGUGAGAUGUACAAGCUGGAAGCGAUGGCCCAAGACAAGGGCUUCCCGCCCUUGUCGCGAACGGUGGAGGUACAGAUUGACGUUGUGGACCGUGCGAAUAAUCCGCCCGUAUGGGACCACAUAGUGUAUGGCCCGGUCUACUGUAAAGAGAACGUGGCCGUCGGGGCUAAAGUUGUGUCUGUUAAAGCCAGGUCUGUCACACUGUUAAUGCUCCGUGCGGCUCUGCACGAACCCGCCCUGCACGCAAUCUCGUGGCAGUAUUGUUCUUGUGCACGUUAA
Dufourea novaeangliae is the source of this 3456-nucleotide messenger RNA. RefSeq names its product neural-cadherin-like. NCBI's taxonomy places the organism in Eukaryota, Metazoa, Arthropoda, Insecta, Hymenoptera, Halictidae. The record is from RefSeq and is a predicted model, not a curated record. Gene Ontology annotation, molecular function: calcium ion binding. Gene Ontology annotation, biological process: homophilic cell-cell adhesion. Gene Ontology annotation, cellular component: cell-cell junction; plasma membrane.